Desarmillaria tabescens is the source of this 858-nucleotide messenger RNA. RefSeq names its product NmrA-like family-domain-containing protein. The transcript is spliced from 4 exons. The record is from RefSeq and is a predicted model, not a curated record. Bases 1 to 858 code for a protein of 285 amino acids. NCBI's taxonomy places the organism in Eukaryota, Fungi, Basidiomycota, Agaricomycetes, Agaricales, Physalacriaceae.
AUGUCAUACAAAUCUUUCGCUCUCGUUGGCGCCAACGGCGUACUUGGCAAGAACAUCUUGAACGCCCUCAUCACAGAGAACAUCCCUUUCCUUGUCCUUACCCGGAAAUCCUCCGACUCUUCGUCCAAUCUCCCUGCAUCUCCCAACAUCAAGGUCGCUAAAGUUGACUACGAGGACAGCGCGGAAGUCUCUGCUGUACUUAAGGAGAACAAGGUCGAUGUCCUUAUCUCGGCCAUCAACACGGCAGCGGGGGGAAAGAGCAAAUACGUUCUUGCGGACAGCGCAAAGGCUGCAGGAGUAAAGCUCUUUGUGCCGUCGGAGUUUGGGUCUGUCACCGCCGGUGCAUCUGUGAAGGUGUUGAAGGAUAAGGAUGACUUUGCGAAAUAUUUGAAGAAGAUUGGACUGCCAUCUGCAAGAAUUUUCACAGGAUUAUUCUUCAUCUACCUUCCUGCGCUUGUUGGAUACGUUGUUGAUCAGAAGUUCAAUAUCGUUGGAAAGGGCCAAACGAAGGCAUCUUUCUCGGCUCUCGAAGACAUUGGUGGCUUUGUUGCGUAUAUCCUGACUCACCUUCCGGCUGAGCAAUUGAACGACAAGAUAUUCCGUCUACAAUCGGAGGGUCUGACGUUGGUAGAAGCAGCUGCGAAGGCAGGUCUCCCACCCAAUCACGUCGACAAGCUUCCUGGAGACUUGGCGGAGUCAUUCUUGGCCGCCCUCCAAGGCUUGAUAGAAAGCGGCGAGGGUUCCACGGGGUGGGACUACGAGGCGAACAAGGAAGGCACGGAAGGAGCUGGAAGUGCAAACGCUUUGUGGCCGGGGCAUGAGUGGAAGACGGUCACGCCUGCACUCUUUAGCAAAUAG